Messenger RNA from Fraxinus pennsylvanica, 753 nucleotides. The record is from the annotation of a GenBank genome assembly. Lineage: Eukaryota; Viridiplantae; Streptophyta; Magnoliopsida; Lamiales; Oleaceae.
AUGGUGAAGUCGUAUCCAAAUGUGAGUGAGGAGUACCAGAAGGCUAUUGAGAAAUGCAAGAAGAAGCUCAGAGGUCUCAUUGCAGAGAAGAAUUGCGCUCCUAUUAUGCUACGUAUUGCGUGGCAUUCUGCUGGUACCUUUGAUGUGCAAAGCAAGACAGGAGGUCCUUUUGGGACCAUGAGGUUCAAGGCUGAGCAGGGACAUGAAGCAAAUAAUGGUAUUGACAUUGCUAUUAAGCUCUUGGAGCCCAUCAGGGAGCACUUCCCUACUAUUACUUAUGCUGACUUCCAUCAGUUGGCUGGAGUUGUUGCUGUUGAAGUUACUGGAGGACCAGAGAUCCCUUUCCAUCCAGGAAGGCUGGAUAAGGAGGAGCCCCCUGUUGAAGGUCGUUUGCCUGAUGCUACAAAGGGAUCGGACCACUUAAGGGAUGUAUUUGUCAAACAAAUGGGCCUAAGCGACAAGGAUAUUGUUGCACUCUCUGGUGCCCACACCCUGGGAAGAUGCCACAAGGAACGUUCUGGAUUUGAGGGACCCUGGACAGCAAAUCCCCUCAUAUUUGAUAAUUCUUACUUCAAGGAGCUUCUUGGCGGUGAAAGAGAAGGGCUUAUGCAGUUGGCAACAGAUAAGGCUCUACUAUCUGAUCCCGUCUUCCGCCCUCUUGUCGAGAAAUAUGCAGCGGACGAGGAUGCCUUCUUUGCAGAUUACGCUGAGGCUCAUCUAAAACUUUCUGAAUUGGGUUUUGCUGAUGCCUAA